AAUUUUACUGGACUACUUUCAUUUUUUUACCCACCUCAAAUGUACAAUUUACAGCAACGUGCUAAUGUUUUGUUCUCUUUUGCUAUAACCGCACUUGGCGGCAUUCUUGCUGUUGUUGCUGGCAUCUCGUACAUUACUGGCUAUGCUUCCAUCAGCAGUGACAUUCGAGUCGACGCCGACACAUUACGCGUUGUGAGCCGACGAUAUGGACCAGAUUACUACGACUAUGGCACUCCCAAGAGCCAUUUUGCGCGAUUCGCGUUUGACUUGGAUGCCGACUUCACGCCCGCUUUUAAUUGGAAUACCAAGCAGGUGUUUGUUACUGUCGUUGCCGAAUACGAGACAAAGACGCAUGAUCGUAACUCGGUCGUGUUAUGGGAUAAGAUAAUUACGCGUAAAGAGGAUGCCAGCCUGAGUCUGCGCAACAUUGCAAACAAAUAUGCUCUAGUCGACGUUAGCCGAAAGUGGAGUCAUCAACAGGCAAAUUUGUCGUUGCACUGGGAUAUUACGCCCUAUGUAGGUGUCAUCCAGGGCGGUCGCACACCAUCCAAUCCCACCACUAUCAUUCUUUCGCCUGCACCCUCGUCAUGAUAGCAUUAUUAUUGCAAUUUAAUUAAAUGAUCAUUACUGCCCAAAAGUCAAUAUCAACAACAAUGUAGUACAAGAUUGCACGUUGGUUUUGAGAUGUGAUUAGUAUAGAAUAUCGUUAACUAGGUCGAGUGGAAG
This is a messenger RNA of Zychaea mexicana, 726 nucleotides long. RefSeq names its product signal peptidase 22kDa subunit. The record is from RefSeq and is a predicted model, not a curated record. Gene Ontology annotation, cellular component: signal peptidase complex; membrane. The coding region runs from base 40 to 591 and encodes 183 amino acids. Gene Ontology annotation, biological process: protein targeting to ER. Lineage: Eukaryota; Fungi; Mucoromycota; Mucoromycetes; Mucorales; Lichtheimiaceae. The transcript has 4 exons.